AUGCCUCUACUGUACCUGUCGACCCGCCAGACAGAGUGGCCCAUCUACCAGUCUCUACAUCGCAACAUCUACCCAAUAUGCUUUCUCUUCGUCUUUCUUCUUCGAUACACCCGCGUUCUUAUCAGUCUAUACGGCACCUAUAGAUACCGGCCUACACCUAUACCGCUCAACCCCACAUACCACAUCAACGAUGUCACAGUCAUCAUACCCACCACAGACCUCAUGUCCGUAACACUGCAUCACGUUGUCCGCUCCAUACUCAACCAAAAUGUACCCAAGCUUAUUAUCGCAACCGCCGGCACACAAGCCGCAGAACAAUUUCGCUCUUUCCGAGCUCUAUUCCCAGAGAGCAAGGUCGUAGUGGCCCAUCGCGUCAAGGCCUCACGCCGGGAACAAACAGCCCAAGCCCUCAAGCAAGUCGAAACGCGCCUCGUCAUCCUGCAGGACGACCACACAUACUGGCCCCAAUCCCCGCGCUUCAUCGCUUCCGUGAUCGCACCUUUCGAAGACAACAAAGUCGGAGCUGUGAGCGCUGACCUGCAGGCUCGGCACCGCGGACACCCCUUCUCCUGGCCCGGAUUCUGGAACUUCAUGGGCAUGACCUACCUGAUGCGCCGUUCCUACGAGUACCGCGGCACCUACGGCAUCGACCGCGGCCUCUCAACGUUACCAGGCCGUUUCGGCGUCUUCCGCACGACUAUCUAUGCAUCGCCCGAGUUCCUCAACGGAUACCUAAAUUCGUACAUGCCGUUCAAGACCGAGCCUCUUAACUCCGAUGACGACAAGUUUCACACCCGCUGGCUGAUUGAACAUGACUGGAAAAUGGGUCUGCAGGCUGGUCCCGAUAGCGUCAUGACGACGGAACUGGGCGAGUGGCCCAAGUUCAUGAGUCAAGUACUCCGCUGGACACGCACGACUUGGCGCAAUAACCCAGCGCAGUUGAUGGGUAGGCUGACGUGGGUGCGUCAUCCCUUUAUGAGCUGGAGUCUGCUCAUGUGGUUCUUCCGUCAAUCGCUCACGCAGGAGAUGUGUAUGUAUAUGACGCUUCGGGGGACGCUGAAGCAGUACGGAAAGUCUGAGUACUUCCCUAUCAGCGCAUCCGCGCUCACGCUCUGGAUCCUGUCGUUCAAGUUUGUCAAGAUUCUGGAACACUUCCGCAAACAUCCUGCCGAUGUUGUGUAUUUCCCCGCGUAUCUUUUGUUUGGUCAUUUGCAUGCGUUUGUUAAGAUUUACGCGUUGCUUACUUGUAUGAAUGCUUCUUGGACUACGGCGGAGAAGGUGAAUGGGAAGCUGGGGAAGGUAGAGACACCGCAGUCUGAGUCAAAGGCGCACUCUAUUCAUUCGGUAAAGACAGGGGACGGGGUAGCGGAAGACAAAAGCCAGGAAUCGCCUUCGAAGCAGGUUGCUUUGGAUGUACCUCCAGCUGCUCAAGAUCGGCCCAAGCGGCCGGCCAUGUUUGUGCGCAGGUCGCGCUAUUACUCCCAAGCGCCAGGAGUAGGCGGAUGGUUAGGGUGA
Molecule: messenger RNA, 1515 nt
Organism: Alternaria hordeiaustralica
Lineage: Eukaryota; Fungi; Ascomycota; Dothideomycetes; Pleosporales; Pleosporaceae
Exons: 1
Coding region: 1-1515 (504 amino acids)
Source: RefSeq, a predicted model, not a curated record